This is a messenger RNA of Lachancea mirantina, 300 nucleotides long. NCBI's taxonomy places the organism in Eukaryota, Fungi, Ascomycota, Saccharomycetes, Saccharomycetales, Saccharomycetaceae. The record is from the annotation of a GenBank genome assembly.
AUGUCCGAGCCACAGCAAGAAACCAAGCCCGAUAUCAAGCCCGAAACACAUAUCAACCUGAAAGUUUCCGACGGAACGUCGGAAAUUUUCUUUAAGAUCAAGAAAACGACGCCGCUCAGAAGGCUGAUGGAGGCGUUCGCCAAGAGACAAGGAAAAGAGAUGGACUCGUUGCGUUUCCUUUACGACGGCGUGCGGAUCCAGGCGGACCAGACGCCCGAGGACUUGGAGAUGGAGGACAACGAUAUUAUCGAGGCGCACAGAGAGCAAAUCGGUGGUCGCAGCGCGUCCGUACGGGUCUAA